This is a messenger RNA of Phalaenopsis equestris, 480 nucleotides long. RefSeq names its product alanine--tRNA ligase, chloroplastic/mitochondrial-like. Gene Ontology annotation, molecular function: alanine-tRNA ligase activity; amino acid binding; ATP binding. Gene Ontology annotation, biological process: alanyl-tRNA aminoacylation; tRNA modification. Lineage: Eukaryota; Viridiplantae; Streptophyta; Magnoliopsida; Asparagales; Orchidaceae. The annotation marks the transcript as partial. Gene Ontology annotation, cellular component: cytosol. The transcript has a single exon. The record is from RefSeq and is a predicted model, not a curated record.
AUUUAUCAUCGAGAACAUGGGCGACACGGACUUUGAUGCGCUUAAGAGUGCAGCUGAGUUCCUGAUUGAUUCACUGCAAGAUCCUGCAGCUGUGGUUUUGGGGUCAUGCCCGGGCGAAGGGAAGGUGAGUUUGGUUGCAGCAUUUAGUCCUGGUAUUAUUGGGAUUGGACUCCAUGCUGGGAAAUUCAUAGGAAGCAUAGCUAAGAUUUGCGGAGGCGGCGGAGGUGGAAGGCCUAACUUCGCUCAGGCAGGUGGAAAGAAACCUGAGAAUUUGCCGGAUGCGCUCGAGAAAGCUCGAUCAGAGCUCAUCGCUGCUUUCACUGAUAUGAAAUAGGUGAAAUUUGGAGUAAAGUUGCAAUUCAACUUAUCUUGCAUUAUUGUUCAUGAUGUCCUGAAGAUUUAUGUGGUUUCAAAGUUAUUGCUCAGUGUAACAUAUAUAAAAUAUAGUAUAAUAUCAUAUUACCCAUAGUUUGUGUACAU